AUGGCGGAACAUAAUAACUCGGAUGACGCUGAUGCCGCGUUUCUCAACGCGCUCAAAGCCGAGCAGGAGAUGGCUGAAGCCGGGCAGAAAGCCAGCGAGCUCAGGGAGGAAUCUGAGCCGACCGGCGAUGGGCCGGGAGAGGGAGCGGGACAAGAGGCUACUUUUAGGGAACUAUCUGAUCAAGUUGAAGAAGACAAUCAUUUACAAAGUAACGAGUCGAAAGACACUUCGACUGCUGCUGCUGGUGCUACAUCUCUUCCCCUAGGUGUUGCUGUUGCAAGUCCCGACGACGGCCCCUCGAGCGUCAACGGCUCGGCAAUGGGUGAUUCUGCCACCCAACCUCUCCUGAAUGCAAACAUGGGCGCUGGUCCAAACACGCAAGAAUCGUCCGCAAUUUCCUCCCCUUCUGUUACUCCCGCUGGUGCUCCUGUCCCUGCUGAGAAUAAUAAUGAUUCUGCUCCGCACUCACUAUCCGUUACCACUCCCACUGUUGGUUCUAAUAAUAAUGAUUCCUUUCCUGUGUCGUUCGCCACCCCUGCUCCUGUCAAUGCCCCUUCUGCUGUUGUACCUGUUCAAAGCCCGGUUCACAAGGGGAAUGCGAGCAUUGCCAAUAAGAGGAAGAGGCUUCCACAGGACAUUGUAGGACAGCUUGAGGAUAGGAUUGCCGAGGAUCCUAGAGGAGACAUUGAUGCUUGGUUGGCUUUAAUUGAAGAACAUAGGAAAAAGGGCAAAUUUGACGAUGUUAGAGCUGUUUACGAGAGGUUCUUUGUAGUAUUUCCAGCUGCGGUAGGUGUUUCCGCUAUGCCCAGUUCAUCUUUCGUGCAUCCAUGUACCGGUGAUAUGUGGAAGCUUGUGAUGUGCGAAAUCGCUUGCUAACUUUAUCACUUUUGUUUUAAUACAGGCCGACCAAUGGAUCUCCUACGUUAAGAUGGAACUGGCAAACAACGAGUUGCAACAUGUUGAGCGCAUCUUCCAGAGAUCUUUGUUUAAUGUCCCCAAUGUUGAGCUUUGGUCCAUGUACCUGGAUUAUAUCCGCCGCCGGAAUAAUCUGACCACAGAUACCGGAGGGAAAGCCCGGGCGGUUGUUAACCAAUCUUAUGAAUUUGUAUUGAACAAUGUCGGAUGUGACAGGGAAGCCGGCAGGAUUUGGACCGAAUACAUCCACUUUGUGAAGAGUGCGCCCGGAAAUGUAGGUGGCAGUGGCUGGCAAGACCAACAGAAGAUGGACUCCUUGCGGAAGGUAUACCAGAAAGCCGUUACCAUGCCCAUUCAAGGCGUCGAGCAGCUAUGGAGGGAGUAUGAUCAGUUCGAACAAGGUUUGAACAAGUUAACGGUAUUUGAGCCCCCCACGGGAACAAUCUGAUUCCUGGUGCGCUAACGUUGGGAUUUUGUAAAUGAUAAAGGCGAGAAAAUUUCUUCAAGAACGCUCCCCAAUGUUUAUGACUGCCAGAGGUUGUCUUAUCGAGUUAUCCAACAUCACUAAGGGCCUUAGGCGUGAUAAAUUGCCCCGUUUGCCGCCUGCGCCAGGAUAUGAAGGUUACGAGGAUUACACCAAGCAGGUUGAGCUGUGGAAGAAGUGGAUCCAGUGGGAAAAGGGCGAUCCCCUCGUUCUUGCCAAAGAAGAUCCCGCAAGCCUGAGUACAAGGAUUAUAUAUGUCUUUAAACAAGCUCUUAUGGCUUUGAGGUUUUGGCCGGAAAUCUGGUUUGAUGCCGCAGAGUGGUGCUUCGCGAAUGGAAUGGAUGACCAAGGAAUAGAUUUCCUCAACCAGGGAAUGGCUGCGAACCCGGAGAGUUGCCUUCUACACUUCAAGUACGCUGAGAGAUUGGAAGCAACCACCAUCAUUGAGGGUGGGGAGGAGGCGCUUAUACGAAAGGGUCAAUUGAUUAGAAAGCCUUACGAUGAUUUGCUCAACAUGUUAUACGAGCAGGUCCAGAAGAUUCAGCGAAAGGAGAAGGAAGAGCUCGCUCGGAUUGAAGACGCCUUCGAAUUAACCAACCCUCGUAAUGCGGAGGAUGACGACGAGGAUGAUGACCCCAGUACGGCUGCAAAUAGGGCAGCUAAGGAUACUCAAGUUGCGGCAUUGAGGGAGGGCACAAAGGCGCAGCUUCAGGUAAUGACAAAGACCAUCUCAGCUGUAUGGAUCAACCUGAUGCGCGCCAUGCGACGCGUUCAGGGCCAUGGCAAAGUGAAUGAGGCACUAGGUGGAAGUCGUCAGAUAUUUGCGGACGCAAGGAGGAGGGGCAAGAUUAAUAGCGAUGUGUAUGUAGCAAGUGCACUGAUUGAAUACCACUGCUACAAAGAUCCUGCUGCUUUGAAAAUCUUUGAGAGGGGGAUGAGGCUUUUUCCCGAAGAUGAGAAUUUUGCGCUGGAGUACUUGAAGCACUUGGUCGCUAUUAACGAUAUUACUAGUGAGUCUCAGUCCAUACACGGAUACUAAGCGUUCCCUAUCCUAACUGUUCUUAGAUGCAAGAGCCGUGUUUGAGACUUUUGUUGGCAGAGUGACGGCCGAAAAGGCUCGAAAGGUGUAUGAAUUCUUUUACGACUACGAAGCUCACUAUGGAGAGCUUGGCCAGGUUUACAAGAUGGAGAAACGCAUGAGCGAACUCUAUCCUACUGGUUUGUCAAAAUUCCUAUCAGGGUUCGUGAGAGCAUUACUGACCGAUAUCCUAGAUCCAUACAUCACUCGAUUCUCGAGCAGAUAUGCCUAUAAAGCCGUUGAUCCUUGCUCGUUCCUUGCCGUUGUCUCCCCGGCACAGCAAUGCAAGCCUAAAUCGCAGGCCAUAUCUCCACCGGCACCCGACCACCCUCGGGACGGCCGCGACUACCGGGACCAUCCUCAGGCUCCUCCGACUGCCCCAGCCAACGGCCGAACAAGUUCACCGAAACGGCCUGCGAAUGAAGAACUCUCAGACUCUUCCGAACACCAGAGGCCCAGAAAGCUCCAUCGGCCUGACUCUCCAUUGAAAGGUGCCGCAGGUCGAAGGCUGGAUCAACAGAAACGUGCCCAGCAGCAACAGCAACAGAUGAUGCAGAGCCGUGAUCGCAAUAUCCCCGAUCGGGACGAUGGUAUGCACAGAGGGCCCGGACGCGGAGGGUAUCAGCAAAACCAGAGGCAGCCUCAACAACACCAACCCCAGCAGAUGCAAAUGCACCAGCCGCCCGCCCCAACCCAGCUCCCCGACCUUAUCAUGUAUCUUUUGAGUAUUCUACCAGGCGCGGACAAGUACCAAGCGGCAAGAUUUAGACCGGAAGCCAUGGUUGGGCUUCUGGGCAAUAUUAAUUUGCCUAGGGAUGUGCAGGCGAAUAAUCGUGAGUCUGCCAGUCAUCAUCGUUCCGUCCCACAGCGUCCGAGACGACAGUAUUAA
Molecule: messenger RNA, 3366 nt
Organism: Tuber aestivum (summer truffle)
Lineage: Eukaryota; Fungi; Ascomycota; Pezizomycetes; Pezizales; Tuberaceae
Source: the annotation of a GenBank genome assembly